CACAGUUCUUCGGUCGUCUACCAACCAAUCACAUGCGAAUAUCACCUCUAGUAAUUUAAAGCAUCAUUCAGACUCAAUUUUAGAUGCAAUGCUAUUGGGGAGCAAAUAAACCUCGAUAAAAACUAACUAGAAAAUUCUAAAGAACUCUACCAGCGAGUGGCUUUGAAUCCCUACAAACAAAGAACUGAAAAAAUGUGAAUUUUCCGUUAUUUUGCGAAGCAGAAACUUAAUCGCAACGUCAACUAUAAGUAGUGGAAAGGUCAGUAUUUUUAGGACAAUACUUUUGGCGUUAAAGACAUGACAAAACGAUUCUUCAUUGACUCUCGUAUUAUACUCGCGAAAUACAGAGACAAAAACGUUGCAAUUCUGGCAUCCAACUCCAACAGGGCGCCACCGGCCAAGCUGUCCAUGAAUUCCUCCACAUCAUUGUAUCUGUAUGGCCUCUUAGCCGUAUUUGUAUUGUGCAGUGUUACCCUUACCUGGGACACACCCAUGUUCCAACAAUAUCACGAACACUACAUGUCACACUCAACUUACAGGGGAGUUGACGUAUUCACAGAAAAGCUAAAUUCACCCACAGGACCAGAACAUUUUAUGGAGAACUUCUAUAUUUGCUAUGGACAAGAUGGUCGUAAAACUUACUACAAAAAACUGGACAAAACGUACUUUUCCAACAAGCGCUUCUGGAUUAUCACUUCGAGUGGGAAAUUUAUUGCGUCAAUGAAAUCCUGCUAAAUUAAAAAAUAUUCAUUAAUUUAUUGCGAUAGUGUUUUGCGCAUUUUUUGCUCUUGACCAUGUGACAAUGAAUGAAAUGUGAAUUACUUUCUAUAGCCAAUCAAAAUAUUCAACAGCCAUUGAUGCAUUCAGGAAAACAAAAUAUAUCAUUUAAGCGCAGUUUCCUAAUUGGAUAAACAAACGCUUAAUUUCGCUUUAGCCAAUCAAAAAGCGGAAAAUUGAAAUCUCAUCGAUAUCCAAUGAAAAUGCUUAAAUUGUCUUCAGAAGCCACUUGAGAGUUGAGGCCCGGAAACGCGCGUGCAAUAGUUGCAUCGUGUGUCAGGCAGGCUUUUACAUUACCACUCAGAUAACAUUUACUCGGGCUUAUUAAACCUAUGCUGUUUUAACUGAUCUUGAAAAAUGCUAUACUGCGUAAAUAAACUUUCACAUAUAUAAUUACAUAACAUAGACAAUGCGUAGUAAAAGAAUAAAAGUAUUCUGCAAAAGUAUUCUGAUUCACGCGAAUAAUUAACUCAUGCACAGCUUAAAAACGUCUUUUAAAAAAUUAAAUGUUGAUACCUUAACCAAAUAUUGUAUAUUUCCUUCAGAGGUUUGAUUUAAAUGCAAUAAAUAUAUUUGAAAAAUC
Actinia tenebrosa (Australian red waratah sea anemone) is the source of this 1360-nucleotide messenger RNA. RefSeq lists its product as uncharacterized. NCBI's taxonomy places the organism in Eukaryota, Metazoa, Cnidaria, Anthozoa, Actiniaria, Actiniidae. The record is from RefSeq and is a predicted model, not a curated record.